This is a messenger RNA of Coregonus sp. 'balchen', 4296 nucleotides long. NCBI's taxonomy places the organism in Eukaryota, Metazoa, Chordata, Actinopteri, Salmoniformes, Salmonidae. The record is from the annotation of a GenBank genome assembly.
AUGGAGAAGAUGUCGCGGGUCACCACGGCCCUGGGCAGCAGCGCCAUCAGCGGGCGCACCAUGUUCUGCCACUUGGACGCGCCCGCCAAUGCCAUCAGUGUGUGCCGCGAUGCCACGCAGGUGGUGGUGGCCGGCCGCAAUAUCUUCAAGAUCUACGGCUUGGAGGAGGAGCAGUUUGUGGAGAAGCUCAACCUGCGUGUGGGCCGCAAGCCCUCGCUCAACUUCAGCUGCGCCGACGUCAUGUGGCACCAGAUGGAGGAGAACCUGCUGGCCACGGCAGCCACCAAUGGGGCGGUGGUCACCUGGAACCUGGGCAAGCCGUCGCGCAACAAGCAGGACCAGCUGUUCACCGAGCACAAGCGCACAGUCAACAAGGUGUGCUUCCACCCCACCGAAGUCUACAUGCUGCUUAGUGGCUCCCAGGACGGCUACAUGAAGUGCUUCGACCUGCGCAAGAAAGAGUCUGUCAGCACUUUCUCAGGUAUGUGUGUGGGUAGUUGUUGCACUCUUUGAGGUUGAACACAGGAGUAACACCUUAAAAAUACCUACCUGCUGAUGUCCAGGAAUUCCUCUGGGCUACAAAACAAACAGCACCUUAUUAGUUACCACUGUCUGAAAUGACAUUUUUCAGACAGUGGCUUAAACAGCACAUAUGACAUGGUAAUGAACCUGGCCUGAGGACAUUAUUUGAAAAUUUUCUAUGUUAUUUCUCUCAGGUCAGUCAGAGAGCGUAAGAGAUGUUCAGUUCAGCAUGAAGGAUUACUUUACUUUCGCUGCUUCCUUUGAGAACGGUAACGUCCAGCUGUGGGACAUACGGAGGCCAGACCGGUAUGAGAGGAUGUUCACAGCCCACACCGGACCUGUGUUUUGCUGUGACUGGCACCCCGAUGACAGGUAGGGAGCGGCUUUAGAGAAACUUUAGUGAAAGGCAUGUCGAUACAUGUUGAAAAAACAUUGAUAUUUGCAUUGGUUGACCAUUCAUCUAAAGUGAAUUUGCUUUAGAUACAGUCAUUGUUCUUGCUUACAGUGUGGCUGUAUUGUACAUUGCUAAUGUAUUGGCCUCUGUCUGCAGGGGCUGGCUGGCCACUGGUGGCCGGGACAAGAUGGUGAAGGUGUGGGACAUGACCACCAACCGGGCCAAGGAGAUCUACUGCGUCCAGACUAUCGCCUCGGUGGCCCGGGGUCAAGUGGCGUCCUGAGAGGAAGUGGCACCUGGCCACCUGCUCCAUGAUGGUGGACCACAACAUCUACGUGUGGGACGUCCGGAGGCCCUUCAUCCCCUUUGCCACCUUCGAGGAGCACAAGGACGUGACCACGGGCAUCGUGUGGCGCCACCAGCACGACCCCUACUUCCUGUUGUCAGGUUCCAAGGACAGCACGCUCUACCAGCACAUGUUCAAGGACGCCAGCCGGCCCGUAGACCGGGCCAACCCUGAGGGGCUGUGCUUCGGCCUGUUUGGCGACCUGGCCUUUGCCGCCAAGGAGAGCCUCAUCAGUGGCGACGCCAACAGGAAGCCGUACCCGGGUGGCGACCGCCGCUACCCCAUCUUCUUCUUCAAGAAGCCCGACCUGACGGAGCAGUUUGCCCACGUGUCCAGCGCCCUCAGCGUGUUCGAGUCAUCUCUGGAGAGCAGGCGCAUGGACUGGUUUGUCAAGACGGCGCGCCUCUACCUCCUCAGCGGCAAACCCUUCGCCGAGCUGUGUGACCACAAUGCCAAGGUGGCCAAGGAGCUCAACAGACCUCAGGUCAGUCAGUCUGCCCCUUGGAGAUGAGCUGCAUUCAUUUACAUAUAUAUAAUUCAACAUUGUUGGGGAACUAAGUAGAGUUUUGAUGAUCAAUAACAAACCUAUUUCAUAUUUCCCCCACUUGAAGGUUUCCACUACAUGGACGAUGCUUCGGAUCAUGUUCUCAGACCCAGCGAACCUCUCAACGCCUGGUCCAAAUCACAUUGGCAAACUGGGCACCCUUCCUUUAAUGAACAGGUACUUCCCACAGGCUUCACAAAAGCUGUAUGAUUGUGUGGACAAACUAUAGACUAAAGUAAUAUAUUUCUUCCUUUUUUGUCUGCCCUAGUUUCAGUAUGAAGGAGAUGGGGACGGAGAGCAGGCUGGACCGCAGUAAAGGAGAGAGCAGACAGGACAACAUUCACCUAGAGCCUGGGAACUCGCUAAUCAACAGCAACAACGACGGUGAGAGUAAACUCUAAAAACACUCAAGCUGCUCCCACUUCACUGAAGAAAUGAAUAAACAUAAACACUGAGUGUACUAAACAUUAGGAACACCUUCCUAAUAUUGAGUUGCACCCCCUUUUGCCCUCAGAACAGCCUCAAUUUGUCUACAAGGUGUUGAAAGCGUUCCACAAGGAUGUUGGUCCAUGGUGACUCCAAUGCUUCCCACAGUUUUGUCAAGUUGGCUGGAUGUCCUUUGGGUGGUGGACCAUUCUUGAUACACACAGGAAACUGUUGAGCGUGAAAAACCCAGCAGCGUUGCAGUUCUUCACACACGCAAACUGGUGUGCCUGGCAGCUAAUACCAUACCCCGUUCAAAGGCACUUAAAUAUUUUGUCUUGCCCAUUCACCCUCUGAAUGGCACACGUACACAAUCCAUGUCUCAAUUGUCUCAAGGCUUAAAAAUCCUUUGUUAACCUGUCACCUCCCCUUCAUCUACACUGAUUGAAGUGGAAUUAACAAGUGACAUCAAUAAGGGAUCAUAGCGUUUACCUGGAUUCACCUGGUCAGUCUAUCAUGGAAAGAGCAGGUGUUCCUAAUGUUUUGUACACUCAGUGUAGGUUCUUGUGAACUACAUUUAGUAGUAUGUGACUUACUAUAUAGACAUUUGUCCCACUGUAGAGAAUGAAGAGACAGAGGGAAGUGAGGGCCAGGCGGAGUACAUGUUUGGUGACGCUGAGCUGGACGACGAUGACCUCUACUCUAUGGAGCACGACAACCAGGCCGGUGAGUGUCUGACCCCUAAAUAGAUCCUAUACAUUCAACAGUGACGACUUGAACGUAGCCAAUAGCCACCACUAACCUUACAUGUCGAAUGCCAUAAAAAUGUAGGUUUCAGCCAUGAUUGAGGGCUGGUCUAUGAUCUACCCCUAGUACUUUCUGAGCAUGUUCUUCUCUCUGGUGUUUUCAGCAGAGGAGCAGGAGUACACGCUCCCCCAGGAGGCUUUCCCACUGCGCCACGAGAUCAUGGACAACCCUUCGGCGCCGGAGCACCUGCAGCAGGACAAGGCCGACUCGCCGCAUGCCAGCGGCAACGAGGCGGAGGUCACGUGCUUGACGCCCAUCGAGUCCUUCUCCCUGAUCUCAAUCUCCCAGCCACUGUUCAGCCCCCACCUUCCCGCCCACUUCUUCUGCCCCGUGGUCAGGGAGAUGCUGAGCCAUUACGCCGAGCAGGGCGACGUGCAGAUGGCUGUCUCGGUGCUCAUCGUCCUGGGCGACCGCAUCCGCAAGGAGAUCGACGACCUCACUCAGGUCAGAGCCAGGGAGAUAACAGUUGUCAUAGUGUUUUAUUACACUAUAAUAAUGUUGAGAAAUCUAUGGUCGGUUCCUGAAGUAGAAUCCAGAUUCUAUGAUUCUGCGUUGCAUGAAAUUAAUUGGGAUGCUCUUGAGAAUUCUAUUUAAAUGAUAUAACAUGGCUGAUUUGGUUUACAAAUAACUGGUUGAUAGAAAAAAUAAUGAUGGAGAUUAAGAGUCUUGGUAAUCUGAAUAUCCUCCAAGCUGGCAAAAAUGUUGUUCAUUUCGGCAUGUUCUAAUAAUAGCGGUGACCCUAUUUCAGGAGCACUGGUACAUGUCCUACAUUGACUUGCUGCAGCGUUUCGAACUGUGGAACGUGUCCAACGAGGUCAUCAAGCUGAGCACGUGCAGCGCCAUCACCUGUCUGAACCAGACGUCCACCACUCUGCACGUCAACUGCAGCAACUGCAAACGGCCCAUGAGCAACAGGGGCUGGAUCUGUGACAGGUAUAACUUAAAACCAUAACAUAUAACUUUGACCCACCUAACACAGUAAAGGGAAAGGUUACUAACCUAUGAGAAACAAAAUAGAGCUCAAAGUCAAGAGAACAUUUGGAAGUUAGACCAAUAUGUCUUACCACUCAACCUCUUUGCAAAUUCCCCAGGUGCCACCAGUGUGCCAGCGUUUGUGCCGUGUGCCACCACGUGGUGAAGGGGCUUUUCGUGUGGUGCCAGGGCUGCAGUCACGGCGGGCACCUGGAGCACGUGAUGAACUGGCUAAAGAGCAGUUCCCACUGCCCGGCCGGCUGCGGACACCUGUGUGAGUACACCUGA